AUGCACGUAUUCGAAUCUCUCUUCGCGGCCGUGGUCUGUUUAGCCCAUAUUGGAUUCACAAAUGCAUUGGCCUUCACUGAGUGGCCGAGCACGAUCUAUGCUGGUGAACCUAAUACCGUGAACUGGAUCGGGGACCCCGACGUUCCAGCUACCAUCACCUUGCGCAGGGGCGCAUCCACCAAUCUCGACGACGUGGAGGUCCUAACCGAUCAAGCUCGUGGAAACACCUACACCUGGACAGCCAGAGAGGACCUAGAAGAUGGCUCGGAUUACGCUCUGCAAAUCAGACAAAACGGCGAAGUCAACUAUUCAGGACUUCUAGCUGUCGCUCAUCAUCCGGGCCACCAAGCCCCCUCAUCAAAAGGACCACCUCCUGAUCGGAACCCUGACUCCCCGAACUUCGAUACGGCUCCCCAUGCGUCAGAUGCGGGCGUAGCGAAGGGCAACAAUGCGGCAGCUACCCCUUCGAACAAAACUGAAGAUGAGGUUCAAAGUACUGGUAAUAACCUCACUUCUAGUAAGAGUGCCGUGGCUGCUAAGAUGCAGACAGGCGAUGCGUCCCGAAACUUGUCGCCUGACUUGAUCCUGGCCGCCAUUGCUAUCUUAUACCUCAACCUUUAG
Messenger RNA from Aspergillus alliaceus, 621 nucleotides. Its product is annotated as GPI anchored serine-threonine rich family protein. The record is from RefSeq and is a predicted model, not a curated record. The transcript has 2 exons. NCBI's taxonomy places the organism in Eukaryota, Fungi, Ascomycota, Eurotiomycetes, Eurotiales, Aspergillaceae. Bases 1 to 621 code for a protein of 206 amino acids.